This is a messenger RNA of Oppia nitens, 723 nucleotides long. RefSeq names its product nucleolar protein 58-like. The coding region runs from base 42 to 644 and encodes 200 amino acids. The record is from RefSeq and is a predicted model, not a curated record. The transcript is spliced from 2 exons. Lineage: Eukaryota; Metazoa; Arthropoda; Arachnida; Sarcoptiformes; Oppiidae.
AAAAAUUAGACUAAAAUGUCGUUUGAUUUAAAAUAAAUGCAAUGAAUAGACUUUUUCUACGAAUUUCGUUGCUUUUGUUGUUUUUCGCCGUGGUUUCGGUUUUGACUAAAAAAAAGUCAAAAACCGAAGAAAGUGAGUCAGAAGCUGAAACUGAGGCCGAAGAAGAGGCUGAAACGGAAAGUGGAGAAGAAGAAGAGGGCGACACCAAAGCAUCGAAGAAAUCAAAGAAAUCGAAGACAUCGAAGGCAUCGAAGUCUUUAAUAAUAGGAAAAACGAAACUAAAAGAUAAUUUGGCUGUCAUUAGGGAAAAACUUGUUUACAAUAAAAAUGGCGACAGAAGAGGUCUUAUUGGACGAGCGAUUCAGAAAAAGAAAGAAAAAAAAUCAGAAGAAGCGGAUCAAAAAGCCGGUGAUUCGACCGACAAAUUGUUAGCAAAAAUGAUGGGAAAUCCCGAAGAAGAGGACGAAGAAAAGGAGACCAAAGAGAACAAGAAAAAUAAGAAGAAGAUUGGAUUAGGAUUGUUGUCGAAGAUUAAAGACGUAAAGACAAAAGUGACAGAAAAAGUGAAAGAAAAGGUAAAAGAAAAGAUCAAAAGCAAAAUGUCAAAGAAAGACGCCGAAGAAGAGGAGACUAAAGAAGAGUAAAAGGAGGCGAAAGAGGAGGCAAUGAAUAGUCGGGAAAAAGUGAAAUAGGAUUAAAAAAUAAAAAAAAUCAAGAUUUAAA